Fulvia fulva is the source of this 531-nucleotide messenger RNA. RefSeq lists its product as uncharacterized. The transcript has a single exon. The record is from RefSeq and is a predicted model, not a curated record. Bases 1 to 531 code for a protein of 176 amino acids. Lineage: Eukaryota; Fungi; Ascomycota; Dothideomycetes; Mycosphaerellales; Mycosphaerellaceae.
AUGGUCUAUCUACUUCCACGACCUCAGCAGCGAAGAGAUCCAGAACAAGAUCCCCUGGCCCUCUUCUCCCAGACACGACAGUCCCAGCACACAGGCACCCACGCUGGGGACUUCUACACGCGAUCCCUAUCAUCCAUCUACCACGGCGUCGACUUCACCGGCACCACGGCGAUCGACGAACUCACACUCGCCAUCGUCUUCCCCAAAGGGGAGCGGUCUCGCUGGGCUCCACUCGUCAAAUACUUGAACGAUACGGCUGGCAUCUUGGCACCCUCGCUCAUCAAUAUCAUCGCACUUGCCGUCCGGAAUGUUGGUGAUGCUAUUUUGGAUAUGGGUUUCAAGUAUGAGGCAAGACUGGCAGUCGCCAAAGCUGCUCAAGCAGUUCAGGUUAUGGGUAGUUGCGUGAAGCGACGCAGGCAGGGGGAUCUUGAGGUUGAAUAUGAGUCGUUGAAGGAGCUUAAGCCAGUGGAAAAGGUCUCCAUGCAUGAAGAGCGAUGGUGGAUAUCGUGGAUUCGUUGGUUCUUUUUGUAA